GGUUCGCUCUGGCGGCUCCGCAGUCCCAACGUCGACGGAGCAGGCAACACAACAACCCACGCAAAAAGCACACAAAAACAAAUUUCAGUGUCUCGGCAACGCUUUUGUGGCAUUGCCAACUUAUCCUCCGCCGCAGCAGCAGUACGAACGGGUUUCGAUUCGGGAUUGUGACCAGAACAGAACAUAAAAAACACAGAACAAAACAGAGCAGAAUACACUCGUAAAAGUGAAAAGGAUUCCAAUAAAGUGUUAUCGUAAUUGGAAUUUGCAUACUUCUUUCGGAAAGCAACAAAAACAGCACCAACAAAAUAUGAGGCAUAUCUGGCUGCUGGCUCUUAUCGCCUUUGGAUCUUCCCGGUUUCCAGGUGUGCUGACCUUGCCCGAGGCACACCCAGGCAAACCAUCAUCCGCCACAACCGCAGCUGGAGGCGGAAACGGAGGAGGUGCAGGCGGUGGCGGCGAGGCGAGUACAGACUACAGUGAGUACGAUGAAGAGGAGCCGCAGCGGUCGCCUGGAAACCUGGCCAAGUCCACAGCAGGUCCCAAGCUGCCGCUUCCGUACUUCGACCAGCCGAAAGUGGACGUCUAUGUGGGGCCCAAUGACAGCAGUGUGAAGGUGGAGUGCCCCGUCAAGAACUACAAUGCCCAACACCAUGCCAUACUCUGGUACAAGGAUGACAGCGCCAUCAGCAACGGCAACACCCUAUUCAGCACAGUCUACGGCCUAGACACAAACUUUACAUUGACCGUGCCCGUGGCGGCCAAUGCCACGGACGGGCAGAAAUACUCCUGCCAUGUGAUGCCACCCGAUGUGCGUCGCGAGGUUACCAUCCAUCUUGGACUGGAGCCAAGCACCCCGGCUCCUGCUUCGGCCACCGCACAACCUACUUCCGCCGAAGGGUCGGCGCCGGUUUUGCAGGAUUCUGGCCUAUGGAUGCUCCUGCUCUUGGCCGCCCUCCAGUUGGCAGUUCGCUACUAAAUCUGAACCGGGCCAAGUUCAGUUAACGCAAUUCUACCACCGGCACUGAACCUCCCAGCCCGGGUAAUGUUUGGAGAUGCGCACCAAAAAAAACGAGCUUGUUACUAAGAUACAGUAUGUCAAGAAAGUAUUUUCACAUUAUUUUGUGUGUGUUUCCCCAAUCUGCCUUGUGAUUUCUUCUACUAUUAUCAUAUAGUUUCCCUAAAGAGAUCAGUAAUAUUAAGAUACGAGUAUUUUAAACACUUACCAAACAUAUUCCUUGUAAAAACGCUUUCUUGAAACACUGUAUGUUUGUCGGUAUAUCUAAGGAAGGAAUCGAUUUCUUGGCGAAUUAUGUUAGUUAGGUGUUGCUUUGUUAUUGUAUUAUAGAAUAUACUACUAUAUUUAUGUAUGUGUAGAUCUUGAGGAAGCAAAUCUUCCUAGGGCUACGUUACUGAUCAACAGAUUUCUGAGUUAUGCUUCCAACUUUUGCUUCCUCUUCUUCCAAACUUGCAGGACUACUAUAUCGCCUGUAGAUCUGUAUAUGUAGAUUCCUCAAAGUCGAAUACUAUUUUUAUUUGUAACUAAAUAGGUUUUAGUUUUAGCUGAAAAGCCAAUUAGGUAUCGAAAUUUGAACUCUUAGAAUGCUAUUUAAUCGUAUAGGAUCGAAUUGCAUAUAGAAUGCUGCUGGCUUUAGACGUGUGCUUAAUGAAUCGUAUUAUAUUAUAAUUCUAAUUAUUAGUAUAUAAUUGUUUUUUGAACUUAGCGGAACAAACAACGGACAGUUACCGAUGCGAUAACAAGUGGCUUAAUGAAUCGUUAUAAAGGAUAUAUGAAGGAUAUGAUUGCUAUGUGAAUAAUAUUACUAUAUGUAUACAUAUACAACUGAAUGUAAUUUUGUCGGAUAUAAAAGUGAAAUAAACUAGAGCUGCUAUAGACCCAGCUGAAUCCAUUCAAAA
Molecule: messenger RNA, 1917 nt
Organism: Drosophila pseudoobscura
Lineage: Eukaryota; Metazoa; Arthropoda; Insecta; Diptera; Drosophilidae
Exons: 3
Coding region: 311-979 (222 amino acids)
Source: RefSeq, a predicted model, not a curated record